Oncorhynchus nerka (sockeye salmon) is the source of this 2405-nucleotide messenger RNA. RefSeq names its product uridine phosphorylase 2-like. Gene Ontology annotation, molecular function: uridine phosphorylase activity. Bases 981 to 1949 code for a protein of 322 amino acids. The transcript has 8 exons. Gene Ontology annotation, biological process: uridine catabolic process; nucleotide catabolic process. The record is from RefSeq and is a predicted model, not a curated record. Lineage: Eukaryota; Metazoa; Chordata; Actinopteri; Salmoniformes; Salmonidae. Gene Ontology annotation, cellular component: cytoplasm; cytosol.
UAGCUAGAUUGUUCCAGAAACCUGAGAUCUCUAUGAAUUGACUUACAUAAUUCUUCCUUCCUCUUUUCCACUGUUGUCAUAGUGGAAAUUGUGUUCUACCGACGUAAUUGACACAGGAUACAAAGUGAAUAUACAAUAUCAUCGGACAUAUUUCUCCCCGUAAAUGAUUAAAAAAGUUGCCUAAGUUAAAUAAAAGGUUAUAUAAUUUAAAAAAUUAAAGAAUGUUUUAAACAAAUGACUAGGAUAUGCGGCAUAUCUAAAACAACCGGUGAAGGUAAUAUGUUUUGAUGAUACACACACACAGUCAAAUAUUUGUGCACACUCAAUUGGUUUGGAACCUGAACGUCAUGAGAUGCCCGGGAUUCUGUGACAAUUACGUAACAGUCUAGUUCGUGUUUGAAAACUGGCCAGGACAGCCAUUUUUGUUUGUGUAACAACAUUCAUCGUGUUUUGAGAAUGGUUGAAUGUUUUGAGAAUGGUUGAAUGUUUUGAGAAUGGUUGAAUGGUUUGAGAAUGGUUGAAUGGUUUGAGAAUGGUUGAAUGCACCUGGCAAUCAGAACAUUGACUUGGCUUUUUAACCAUUUCACUCAAUUUCAAUUGCAUGGCCCUUGUACAGUAUUUUUCACCACCGAAGUAAUGAAUAGGUUUUUAAAAAUGUAUUAUAUAUAUAUAUACUGUUUUGAGUCAUGACUUUGGAUCUGGGCCAAGUAUUUGGAAAGUUUGUCUGUCUAAGUUAGUGUUUGUUUGAGAUCACUUCAUGUUUCAGUGGGAGAGACCAGACCAAUGACUGGACCAGACAGUCACUACCCUUCCCUCCCCAACCAAUCACUCCUGAGAGAAGUCACAGGUCAAAGUUAUAUCAGCCCAAGAGGCAGAGACGGGCAAAAGAGUAUUUAGGAACUGCUACACAGCACAACAGAGAAUAUUACCCUUUGAAUUCAGAAGAACCUUUCUAGCCUGAAAGGAUACAGCGAACAACUAUGUCACCUAUUUUACUGAAUGGUAUAGGGACUGUCAAUGACCAUUCUGAAUAUAUCGAACCCGAGGUCCCUUUCAAGAACCCCCAGAUCCAUGUGAAGAACCCCCAUUUGGAUACAAUGGAAGAGGACAUUCUCUAUCACUUCAACCUGGGGACCAAGACCCACAACCUACCUGAGAUGUUCGGAGACAUCAAGUUUGUGUGCGUCGGCGGCAGUGCCAAUCGGAUGAGGUCCUUUGCUCAGUUCAUUCACCAGGAGCUGGCCUUGCCCGGAAACAUGGAUGACGUCACAGACAUCUGUGAGGGAACCGACCGCUACUCCAUGUACAAAGUGGGACCCGUACUUUCUAUCAGUCAUGGUAUGGGCAUCCCUUCCAUCUCCAUCAUGCUCCAUGAGCUCAUCAAACUGCUGCAUCAUGCCCGCUGCAUCGACUUCAUCCUCUUCCGCAUUGGCACCUCCGGUGGAGUCGGUCUGGCACCAGGAACAGUAGUGGUCACAGACAAGGCGGUGGACUGCUUCUUCCGCGCCCAGUUUGAGCAGGUGGUUCUAGGUAAGGUGGUCACAAGGAGCACAGAGCUGGACGUGGGCGUCUCCAAGGAGCUGCUGCAGUGCUCCUCCGAGUUAGAGGACGUGCCCACCAUCAUCGGCAACACCAUGUGCACCAGUGACUUCUAUGAAGGUCAGGGUCGGCUGGAUGGAGCUCUCUGCUCCUUCUCCACUGAGGACAAGUUGGAGUACCUGAGGAAAGCCUUUAACACGGGAGUCAGGAAUAUUGAGAUGGAGUCCACCGUCUUCGCAGCCAUGUGUCGUGCCUGUGGCAUCAAAGCUGCAGUCGUAUGCGUGACUUUGUUGAACCGUUUUGAUGGGGACCAGAUCGCCACCCCUCAUGAUGUGCUGGUGGAGUACCAACAGAGACCUCAGGUUCUGGUGGCCCACUUCAUCAAGAAACGCCUGGGCCUCGUCGUCUAAGCUCCCUCCGAUCACCUCUGCUGCCCUUGGAGUGUAAUAUAGCUACAGUCCCAACUGAUAUGUGGAUAUAUGUAUAUAGACAAGUUGAUAUGUGAUCAGAUAUUAUUUAAACAGAGUUCUAAGAGUACAUGAAAAUACAUUUUGCUGAUUUGUUUAAACGAAGCUCAAAGAGUGGGCUCUUAUGCAAUUGUGUGGUAUUUGUGUAUAUUUGUAUGAUAUUAUAUAUUGUGUGACUGAGUACUUUGACUGUGUAGAUGAAAUCGUCUGUCUGUGUUACUUCUGGAUGACAUUAAGUCCUGUGACUUAAAAUGAAGCACUCUGACUGAAAUUUAAUCAAAUGACUCAUGCAGGAGUUAGGCACUGGUGUAGCUGGGAUAUAUUUAGAAAUGGAAAUACAUCUGACUUCAUUGUACCUGACAUUUUAAAAUCAUGAAUAAAUUCAUUUCAGGCCUGGCU